Penicillium robsamsonii is the source of this 486-nucleotide messenger RNA. RefSeq lists its product as uncharacterized. The record is from RefSeq and is a predicted model, not a curated record. Lineage: Eukaryota; Fungi; Ascomycota; Eurotiomycetes; Eurotiales; Aspergillaceae. The coding region runs from base 1 to 486 and encodes 161 amino acids. The transcript has a single exon.
AUGUUCCACAAGUGUGUCAGCUUCAAAUACAAUCAGGCUGACGGCACGAUAGUCACCCCAUAUGGAUCAAUUUGUGAUUACGUGGCACACUACUGCGCCGAAUUCACCGAGGCGUGUGGUCAAUCACAUAUCCCUACUUCAGCACAAUACUUCCUCUUCCUUACAGUCGUUAGCAACAAUUCCAGCACUCAUAAGUGGCUCAACAGCCUUCGCCAUUCCGACACCGAGUCAAACAAGUCCGUUCUAAUCCCCGGGUUCUCCAACUUCGUCAUCUCAGAGAAUCUACGUCUCGCUAGUCAUCCCAGCUACCCUUUCGACGAUGUGCUUAUAACACAAACGCUCUCCGAUAAGGUAGUGCCUCCGGCAACAACACUCAACACAAGAAGCCAUUCUGUACUUACCAUCAGCGUAAGACAGUGCACACUGCAGAACAAUGCUAUUUCAAACCCCGCCAACGCUAAUCAGCCAAUGCGGUCAGCGCUCUAG